UCGAAGGAUUCCUGGAAAUUGGCGAGAAAGAAGACGCCGACGGUCGUGACGAACAGACGUCAGUGAUUUGGAUGUGCGUCGGACGGUUGAAAGUUUAAGAAGAUUAGUUGUCGAUGAGUAAAAGAGAACUUUUUAGUGUUCCGAGGUGGUAAAGUAACCUCUGUCGCGAUGGUUUCUUGGCUGACGGGGAUCGAGUUGGCAGAAGAAUAUGGCGGUCGCUCGAGAUACCCACGUGACUGCUCGCGUUCAUGGAGGAAGACGUGUGCGAGGAACUUUAAGCUGCGUCAGUUGCUGGAGGCUCGCCAAGUUUGUUGAAACUUCGCUGCACUAUCGAGAUGAAGCAUCCGCGACUUGUGGAGUUAAUUGUCGUUUGAAAACUGAUCGUUUCCUGGACUUGACGGAUUCCUUCGUCCACGCCGAUCGGAGAGGACCUGGCCAACGUUACUGGUGCAGCGCCGACGCAUGGACAGAGAGGGGAAAAAAGAGAACGAGAACCUUGAACCAAUCGUAAAUGGCGUGGAGUGAAAGCGGUUGGUCUCCGCGGUUUUCCCAGAAGAGCGCGCGAGCCACGAAAUUA
Molecule: messenger RNA, 577 nt
Organism: Colletes gigas
Lineage: Eukaryota; Metazoa; Arthropoda; Insecta; Hymenoptera; Colletidae
Exons: 3
Coding region: 209-511 (100 amino acids)
Source: RefSeq, a predicted model, not a curated record